Molecule: messenger RNA, 723 nt
Organism: Adineta ricciae
Lineage: Eukaryota; Metazoa; Rotifera; Eurotatoria; Adinetida; Adinetidae
Source: the annotation of a GenBank genome assembly
AUGAUACUGAAGAGUGAGGUACACCAAACAUCGUCUUCAAAUCGAGUGUUCGUCAAGAAUUUAACAGUAUCAACGAAAAGUGAAAUUACGUUAACAGAAUUAGAUAGCAAAUACCUCACGAGCAAAGGACGUCUGCAUCAUUACACUCGUUUCUAUGAACAUUAUUUAAGUAAGUAUCGGAAUACAUAUUUUCGUUUACUGGAAAUCGGACUUGGAUGCGGGAUGGCAUGGGGUGUUGGAGUUUCGGCUGCAUUGUGGCGAGAAUACUUUGGCCCAAUGGCUGAUAUUCAUUUCAUUGAAUAUGAUAAACAAUGUGGUGAGAAAUGGUCCAAACAAAUUGGUCAACAAUUGAACAUAACGAUACAUUAUGGAUCUCAGGAUGAUAAAUCAUUUCUUCAAUCGUUCGCUGAAAAUUUUACUAAUAGUUUCGAUGUUAUUAUUGAUGAUGGUGGGCAUCGAAUGAUACAACAAAUCAAUAGUUUAGCCAUUCUCUUUCCUACUGCUCUUCGCUCCGGUGGUAUUUAUUCGGUUGAAGAUCUGUAUACAAGUUAUUUAACUGAAUAUGACGGAGGUUAUUUAAAAUCAUCGACGUUCAUUGAAUAUCUGAAAAAAUUAAUCGACGAUAUUCAAUCGAAAUCACCUACUUAUAAACAAAGUGUACUCGGACGACUUGUUCAUUCAUUGGAAAUUAGUGAUAAAAUAUGUCUUUUCACCAAGAAGUAA